AUGUUGACCUAUAAUUUGCCUCCUGAUACAAGGCCUCACCCAUACCCCAUUCCUCAGACAGUAACGGCGGCCGCGACAGUGCUCCUCUUCACUUCCCCCAUCACCAACGCAGAAGAAUUCAUGCCAGUGGUUCUUCCCCCCGUCUAUACCGCCGGGCGGCCACCACCUACACCCAUCAAACACCCGUCAUUCCUCCCACUGAUCCCCCCUCCACCUCCUCUUCCUCCUACGCCGCCCCUUCCAUCACACCAAAGCCGUCCUCCACCCAUCUAUCUCUCUACGCUGGAGCCCUUAUUUCGUCCUGACAAGACAGACUUCCUUACUCCCUACACGCCUCCCACGACCAUAGGCCCUCACGGCCACACUCACACACCCACGAUUGUCACUACCUUCAAGCCUCCAGUGACCCACCAGGCUCCAAUAACCCCCACGCCAACAACAGCCCACAGACCUCCAACAUCUCCCAAGCCUCCAACAGCCCACAAGCCCCCAACAGCCCACCGACCUCAGGCAGCCCACAAGCCCCCAACAGCCCACCGACCUCCAGCAGCCCACAAGCCCCCAACAGCCCACCGACCUCCAGCAGCCCACAAGCCCCCAACAGCCCACCGACCUCCAACAGCCCACAAGCCCCCAACAGCCCACCAACCUCCAACAGCCCACAAGCCCCCAACAGCCCACCGACCUCCAACAGCCCACAAGCCCCCAAUAGCCCACCGACCUCCAACAGCCAACAAGCCCCCAACAGCCCACCGACCUCCAACAGCCCACAAGCCCCCAACAGCCCACCGACCUCCAACAGCCCACAAGCCCCCAACAGCCCACCGACCUCCAACAGCCCAUAAAGCUCCAACAACCCACCGGCCACCACCAUUCCAACGGCCCCCAACAGCCCACAAGCCCCCAACAGCCCAACGGCCACCAUCGGGCUACGCAGCGGCCGACACCACACCUCACCACAACAACGAGAAGAGCAAGCGGUACUCCUUCAAGUACGACGUAGAGGGCGUCGCCAGCAGCUUCUCCCACUCGGAGUCGCACGACGGACGCACAGCUACUGGGGCCUUCAGUCUCCGUCUGCCGGGCGGCCACCACACCCUCACCUACAUGAAGGAUGGAUCCUCCAACGGGGCACAGAGUCGACCAGGAUUGGAUCCUCCGGCAGGGCACAGAGUCGACCAGGAUUGGAUCCUCCAGCAGGGCACAGAGUCGACCAGGAUUGGAUCCUCCAGCAGGGCACAGAGUCGACCAGGAUUGGAUCCUCCAGCAGGGCACAGAGUCGACCAGGAUUGGAUCCUCCACCAGGGCACAGAGUCGACCAGGAUUGGAUCCUCCACCAGGGCACAGAGUCGACCAGGAUUGGAUCCUCCAGCAGGACACAGAGUCGACCAGGAUGGGAUCCUCCAGCAGGACACAGAGUCGACCAGGAUUGUAUCCUCCAGCAGGGCACAGACUCGACCAGGAUUGUAUCCUCCAGCAGGGCACAGACUCGACCAGGAUUGUAUCCUCCAGCAGGGCACAGACUCGACCAGGAUUGGAUCCCCCAGCAGGGCACAGAGUCGACCAGGACUGUAUCCUCCAGCAGGGCAGAGUCGACCAGGGAUGGAUCCUCCAGGACUCUCACUGUCAAUGCUCACAAUCAUCAACCAACAAGCUUACCUGGUAGCAGCUGUGGUGGGCGUGGUGUGCGCUGGGCCCCUCCCCCAGCCUGAGGACACGGCCCGCCAGUACGGACCGCCCCCUCCACAAUACCCCGCCCCCUAUAAGCCAGAGGAGGAGCCCGCUAAGCCAUAUACCUUCGAAUAUGGAGUAAAGGAUGGAUACUCUGGCGCCAACUACGGCCAUAGUGAGAACUCCGACGGCAAGGCUGUGUCCGGCUCCUACCAAGUCGACCUUCCCGACGGCCGCACGCAGAUCGUCAACUACGUCGCCGACCACCACAACGGCUUCCAGGCCCAGGUCGAGUACAAGGGAGAGGCCCAGUACCCUGAGGCCGCACCCUACAAGCCAGCAUACCCGUCACCGGCCCCAGCAUACCCAGCUCCUCCAGCAUACUCCCAACAAUCAUACCGAAACCAGGAAUCGCCAGCAUACGAGUCCCCAGCACAAGAAUACCACGAGGAACCCGCCCCUGUUGAGUAUAACUAAAGAUAUACGACGUCGCAGUCAAAGCCUCGCUUACGGGCCGCCGUCACCGGCCAAGACGCUAACCAAAGUUGGCAUCUUCCUGGUGGUAGAUCAGGCUCUAUGUUGUGUGUGUUCUCCAAUGUUCAGUUGUUCAACUCCCCCCAUCCCUGCCCCCACGAGGAACACACACAGUUCAGCGUUCACAAUACUUGGCUGUCCAGCGGGCCCGCGGGUCGAGCUCGCUCCAGCCGCCCAUUACGUGUGCCAUUUUCACACUUUAAUACAGUCACUUCAUUUGCAUAAAA
This is a messenger RNA of Procambarus clarkii (red swamp crayfish), 2432 nucleotides long. Lineage: Eukaryota; Metazoa; Arthropoda; Malacostraca; Decapoda; Cambaridae. The record is from RefSeq and is a predicted model, not a curated record.